Molecule: messenger RNA, 9165 nt
Organism: Phyllostomus discolor (pale spear-nosed bat)
Lineage: Eukaryota; Metazoa; Chordata; Mammalia; Chiroptera; Phyllostomidae
Gene: PRDM6
Product: PR/SET domain 6
Exons: 8
Coding region: 360-2126 (588 amino acids)
Cellular component (GO): nucleus
Molecular function (GO): protein binding; histone methyltransferase activity
Source: RefSeq, a predicted model, not a curated record
UCUCACACACACACACGCACACACACACUCGCUCUUGUGUUUUGUGCUGUCGUAAAACCCACGUGUCCAGCCGGGAGGCUGCCAGAGAGUGGAGCCGAGGAGCCGGGACUCGGCGGCCGGCAGGCUUAGCAACCCACCGUGACUCUGUCCCGCGCCGGGGUCCCGCUGCGCUCCCGCCGCACUGGUUUCCCGCGCUCCGUGGGCCUCCGUAACCCUUGCCGGAUCCCCAGGUCUCCCUCCCUCACGGCCGGAGGCAUGUAGCGCACCCGGGGUGCCCACGCUCCCUCACGCCCCCGGAGACACGAGUACACACGCACCCGCCAGCGGCGGCUGCGGGUCUUCAGCGCGAGGCGUCGGACAUGCUGAAGCCCGGAGACCCCGGCGGCUCGGCCUUCCUCAAAGUGGACCCAGCCUAUCUGCAGCACUGGCAGCAACUCUUCCCGCAUGGCGGCGGCGGUGGCCCGCUCAAAGGCAGCGGUCCCGCGGGUCCCCUGGGCGCGCCGCAGCCUCUCCAACCUCCUCCGCCGCCGCCCCCUGAGCGCUCUGAGCCUCCACCGGACAGCCUGCGUCCGCGGCCGGCCUCGCUCUCCUCCGCCUCCUCCACUCCGGCUUCCUCCUCCACCUCGGCCUCCUCCGCCUCCUCCUGUGCCGCCGCUGCCGCCGCGCUGGCGGGUCUCUCGGCCUUGCCGGUGGCACAGCUCCCGGUGUUCGCGCCUUUGGCCGCAGCCGUCGCCGUGGAGCCGCUGCCCCCCAAGGACCUGUGCCUCGGCGCCGCCUCGGGCCAGGGGCCCUCCAAGUGCGGCGGUGGUGGAGAUGGCCGCGGUGCCCCGCGCUUCCGCUGCAGCGCGGAGGAGCUGGAUUAUUACCUGUACGGCCAGCAGCGCAUGGAGAUCAUCCCCCUCAACCAGCACACCAGCGACCCCAACAAUCGUUGCGAUAUGUGUGCGGACAACCGCCACGGAGAGUGCCCGAUGCACGGGCCGCUGCACUCGCUGCGCCGGCUGGUGAGCACUGGUAGCGCCGCGGCCGCUGCGCCCCCGCCGGAGCUGCCGGAGUGGCUGCGAGACCUGCCGCGGGAGGUGUGCCUGUGCACCAGCACCGUGCCGGGCCUGGCUUACGGCAUUUGUGCGGCGCAGAGGAUCCAGCAGGGCACCUGGAUUGGGCCCUUCCAGGGCGUACUCCUGCCCCCAGAGAAGGUGCAGGCCGGUGCCGUGAGAAACACGCAGCAUCUCUGGGAGAUAUAUGACCAAGAUGGGACACUACAGCACUUUAUUGAUGGUGGGGAACCUAGUAAGUCAAGCUGGAUGAGGUAUAUCCGAUGUGCAAGGCACUGCGGAGAACAGAAUCUAACAGUAGUUCAGUACAGGUCGAAUAUAUUCUACCGAGCCUGUAUAGAUAUUCCCAGGGGUACCGAGCUCCUGGUGUGGUACAAUGACAGCUAUACGUCUUUCUUUGGGAUCCCCUUACAAUGCAUUGCCCAGGAUGAAAACUUAAACGUCCCCUCCACGGUAAUGGAAGCCAUGUGUAGACAGGACGCCCUGCAGCCCUUCAGCAAGAGCAGCAAACUCUCCCCAGCCACUCAGCAGCGCUCCGUCGUUUUCCCACAGACUCCGUGCAGCAGGAACUUCUCUCUCCUGGAUAAAUCUGGGCCCAUGGAAUCGGGAUAUAACCAAAUCAGCGUGAAAAACCAGCGAGUCCUUGCGAGCCCGACUUCCACGAGCCAGCUGCACUCGGAGUUCAGUGACUGGCAUCUUUGGAAAUGCGGGCAGUGCUUUAAGACUUUCACGCAGAGGAUCCUGUUACAGAUGCACGUGUGCACGCAGAACCCCGACAGACCCUACCAAUGUGGUCACUGCUCCCAGUCCUUUUCCCAGCCUUCAGAACUGAGGAACCACGUGGUCACUCACUCCAGUGACCGUCCUUUCAAGUGCGGCUAUUGUGGCCGUGCCUUUGCUGGGGCCACCACUCUCAACAACCACAUCCGAACCCACACUGGAGAGAAGCCCUUCAAGUGCGAGAGGUGUGAGAGGAGCUUCACACAGGCCACCCAGCUGAGCCGACACCAGCGGAUGCCCAAUGAGUGCAAGCCAAUAACCGAGAGCCCAGAAUCAAUCGAAGUGGAUUAACUGAUUGACUGGUUGGAAUUAAACUGCAAGGAAAGUCAUGAUUAAAUGUCACGGACACUUAAGCAAAACCAAAGAUUUCCUCUGAGCAACUUUCAAUCAGUCCCAGAAAACCAAAAGCAGUAAUAAAAUAAGUAAGAUGUUAAGAGAUAUUGAUCCUGGCAUGGAAGUCAGACCAGGAAAAAGAUUAUUUAUUUAUGACUAGGGAUUAGACUUAUUUCAGUGGACAACUAACCUGAGAUGGCCAACGGUUCCAGUACCACCAUGUAUUUGCUUUGUUUCUAAAAAGCUUUUUUAAAACUGUUAUUUAAUACCAAAGGGAGGAAUCAUAUGGGUUCUUCUGCCCACAGUUUGACUGAGAAUGCACAGGGACUUGUUUCUCAUUGCACCUUUUUUGAGUAGCAUGAUUCAAGGGGACCCAUUGUACAGCCCUUCUUCCUGCUGUUUCGGUUCUGCGUGGCCAGGCGCGGGCUGCCCCGGUGGGGACCGUGGAAGGAGAAGCAAGAGCCUUCACUCAGCAGGUGCCGUCCUCAGCCCCACGGGCAUUCCAUUUCUGUUUCUCCACGCUCACUCCUCAUGCACUUUUCACGUGGCUCCUUCCAUCCAACAGCUCGGUCUUGAUGCAGAAGAGCCUGGAAAUGGAAGACAAUGGUUUCAAUUUCAAAAUUCAAGAAAAAAAAUGGGGAACGUACUUUGUCCUGUUUCAAAAACAUUUACAAUGUACGGAGCUUCAUAAUACAUUAUAUUGUUCUGAAGCAGCUAGUUGAGAAAAUUUUGUUUUCAAUAACAUUUUAGCUUUAAAAAACAACAAAAAUAAAAGUUCUUCGGUAUGAGGCUGAAUAUAAGGUAUUAGACUUCAAGUAAUUUUGUUUUUGUUGUGUCCAUGAAAGUGUUGACUAUGUGAGCAAAAAUAGUGCCUAGCCCCAUUGUCAGGUCCCUUUCAAGCAGUUCCAUUUUCCUUCCUCAUCUAGGGGAAGCCUGGGAGGCCCUCCUGAGUCUGCAGGGGCAUUUCUGCAGAAUGGGUGAGAGUAACCCAGACAAGGAAACAUGGAGAAGCGGACCAUGGAGAGGGUUUUGGUUAGAACCGGCUGCCCAGGAACAGCUAGUUUUAUCAAUAGGAAUUCCUUUUCUGUCUCCUGUGGCCUCUGAUAAUAUUCUUCUCUCAGUCCCAAUCCAUUAUUGAAAGAAGAAUUAUGUUCACAAUUGCGCUGUCCUUUGAUUGACUGCUAGGAAAGUGAGUUUAACCAGUGAGCCUUUUGGUCAUUCGGCAAUGAUGCUCAAUAAAAUUGGGUCACACUACAUGACAUGAUUCAACUUCAGGAAGAAACAACAGCUUCUGUGCUCUCGUCCCUUAGGUCACAGCAGCGCAUCAGAGACUGAGUCUACCUUGAUGGCCAGUGUAGAUAAAACUUUUAUCUAGAAUGCCUACUUAAUAGCAGCAAAUCUCUCUUUGUAGAUUUUUUUGGUCACCUGGUAACAGAGCAUUACCUUUUAAAGAGCUCUGUAUCCUUUAGCCCUCCCAAGCUCUUCCCUCAACAAAAGUAUGAGAUGCGUCACUGAACUAACCACUGAAAGGAAGGAGACUGCCUGGUUCAGUUUAGUGGAUCAUGUAUUUGGUUCUCAGAAAAUCUUCCUGCCCAGCGGUUAAUUUUGCUUCCUCAUCCCUUAGUGUCCCUGCCACAUUCAAAAUGGAAUGAAACAGGGCUUUGCUAAUUGUGUUUGUAAUUUAUAGAUCCCUCUCUCUCUCUCUCUCUCUCUCUAAGCCCCAAAGAGGAGCUUGGCUAAUUCUGACAUCCAGUGUCCAAUCUCAAGUCAUUCAUCUAGAACUUUCUCCCAAUUCUUGUUGGCUGCUUGUCAUGCAAGUACUAAGCUAUUUAUACUACUGUUUUAUGUUGCUGAUUGAAAGUAUUCUUUCUGGUAGACAGGGAUGCGUUCUGAUGUUACUGCUCCUCACUGCAGGUAAUGGAGACAUUUGCCAACAACGUGUGGCAGUGGGAAGGGUGGAAAGAAUAUGUAGCCACAUCAACCCCAAACCUGCAAGACCAUGACAGAUCGGCUACACAGAUGAGCAAGAUGUUCCAUUUACUAAGGCUGAAACACUUGGUUGUACUUUUUUAAAAUAAAAAGGGAGUUACCUGCAUGUUUUUAAUACAUUUUUUUCUGCAAGAAAAACUAGUUGUCAUUUGCUUCACUUCAUAAUUGAAUACAGUGCACCCCACUCAGUUUUCACUAGUUUCUCUCCAUGCAAGAAAGGGAAGCCUUCACUCUGCUCUUGAUGUCUGGCACGGGAGAGGUUUUCAUAACAAAAGUCUCUGCUGCUCUCAUGGUUUUGCCAGCUGAUCCCAAGUUUCACUUAAUAGGGAGGGCAGUAACCUCUGUACCAAGAGAUUCUUUUAGCCUUCUGGUCCAUUUAAGUUCCUUUCUCUCCUUUAUUAGUGAGAGAAAUUUUUGGCAUGUAUAUUAUUCACCAAAUUUGGUUAAAAAUUAUUUUCUACUUAACAAAUGGAAAAUUGGGUACAUGUACAAUUUUCACAUCGCUGAGCCGUUACCAGAUUCUAGCUGCCCAGCCUAGGCCACCUGCCCACAGGGCAGGCCUACACUUGCAAACUGACUUGGACCCUUGAAGCAGGUGGUGAGAUCAUUUGAGUCCCAAACGCUUUUACUUGAAGUAUGUUCCAGGGAGGGGGUUUUCUUUAAAACCUCCCCCAAAUUGCUUUAGCCUUCACUAUGUAAAAUCAAAAGGUAUUCUCUUGCAAGUGGUCAUAGAAACUGCAGUUCUAAAGAUUUAACAGUCUCCCUUACUAGCAGCUUCCUAAGGAAUCAUGGUAUAAAGAGAAUAAAAGCUCUGAAUCGUUGACCAAAGGAGAGAAGACAGCCAAGAUGAGAGAGGGAGACUAUCAGAGCUGAAUCAGCGUUUGGCUUGUGAAGCAAGCUCUCUCUGCCCAUCUCUAUCAAUGGAGGCAGACCUCCCCCCAGAAUAAGACUAAUUAUCCCAGCACAUGUUUGUUGGGCUGGCUGCGAGUCUGAACCAAAGGCUAAUGUCACUGAGACAUCAAGGUGCAGAGGAUCAGGGCUGGGGCUGCAGACAUCACACUUCUGAACUAUCUCAGUAACUCUAUCUUCAGCAAACCUGAAGACUUUCCCCAGGAAAUGCACAUGAUUUCUUAAGCUUUCCAUUUUAAUUGUCUUUGUUGUUGAAAAUGACUUUUUUUUCAGAGUACCUAUCAAGUUACUGUGGGUAAUUAAAGCUGUAAAGCUGAAUCUUGUGUAAUUUAUAUAAUUUGAUCCAAUUAGUAAAUAUUUACCAAAUGUCCAUUCAAGUGUAACCUUACGUGGGGAAACUUUUUUUAAAUCACAUCAAAAGAUUAUGAUACCACUCCUGUCCUCACAGGCCUUACAAUGUAUUAGAUUAUAACUUGGAAACAUCUCAUUCUAGUCCAGACGUGCAAAGAUUUACAAACAUGUACCAACUCAUCCAAUUUUUUUCACCAGUUGGUUCCUUGUUUAAUAAUUUACUCAAGAAGCAUUUGUUGAACUCUUGUUUGUGUAAGAGCCCACCGUAGGUGCUAUCAAGCAGCAUUACUUAUGUGGCUAUUGGUGAGAAAAUAAUAUUCUCUUCAUCAGUGGCAGGCUAAGUAGCAUGGGUGUUUUAGUCCGGAGACCAUUGUCUCAGUGAAGUUACAGAGAUUGCUGCAUUUGGGAGGAGCAGAGGAACGUAAGCUCAGCUGAGGACCAGAAGGGAGCAUGUUUCAAAACAAGUUAAGAUGCACCACUUGGUUGUUUUUGGUUGACCCACUGGGCUGUUGGUUCUUAGCAACAAUAUCAAGAUCCCAGAAUCGGGGCCAGGACUGCAGAGGUUUUCUGACCCUCUCCCAGUGAUAAGGCAGCAAACAGGGACAGGGCUAGAGCUGCUCAUGGGAGGAAUGUCACCCUCUGAGGUCCCAGGUCCCUGGUACAUCAUUGCAAAGCUAAUUGCUGGUCUCUGUUUAUAAGAGUUGUUCAUGUGAAAAACUGAUAUUUAAUUGCUUUUCAUAUUAGAAGUAGCUUUAUUGCCAUAUUUGUUGUGCAUGAAUUUAAAAACUGAAAUGCAAGUGUCUGUUGAAUUGUUUAAAAUGGUGACCAUCGCACAAGGCGGGGAGCACCCAGGGAUGGUCAGUGGGUUGCCCUGAGCUGGCCCCAGCAGCCUGGUGUUCAGGAGCAGAUCCAUCAUUCUCGUAGUAAGACUGCACGUGCCUGCAGAAACCAGGCCAGGAAUAACCAGCUAAAGAAGCACAUUAGCAAAAAAGUUAGUUUCUACUUUCUUUUCUUCCUGUGAAUUCCAUCAUCUCCCUCAGUCUUCACUAAUUCCUGACACCAGCCUGGAAAGAUACUGAGAGAUAGGCUUCUUUAAGUGAUAAAGUAGGUUCCAGAAAAGUCAUUUGUUUGUCAGGAUCCUUUCAAGGUGAAGAGGUUUGGAGACAUUUUACAAAGUGAUUGGAUGUUUGGGUACUUACCCACCCACGAGUCUGAGGUUUUCCCAUCACUAGCACUUAUCUGAAUGACCACAAACAACAGGUGGAGGCCGAGGAAGAGCUGAGUAUUCCAGACCUUCACAAAGAUGAGAUUCUACAAACCUAGUGAUCAGCUGUGGAGUACAACUGAGCACAGAGAGAGAGCCAAACUGAAAAUUUUGCUUUAUCUGUGGAAGCUUUGCCACAGAUGUUUAGCCUGUAAUCUACGAAUGUGUUUAACAUUUAAAAUAUUUAUUUUGUUUUGUCUUUUCAGUAAUGAAUAUCAGCUGUUUCAUCAGACCAAUAUGAAGAAUGAUUAAAAAUGUAAGAAAACAGAGCAAAGACAUAAUACUAUUGGAUUGUCUUCCCUGUAUACUGAGAAGCUACUAUUGUACUUGGAAUUAUGAAAGAGACUGUUGAGUAGAUUUUAAUGGAAAAAUAAAGUCCAAGCUUAUUCCCUGAGAUGUAGAUGGGAAUGACAAUAAUGAUAGCAACUUAUCCUGUGCAGUUACUGUCCGGCACUGUUGUAACUGUGUCGUAGGGAUCAUCCAACCCUCAGUUGCUCUGUGACAAGGACACUGUCAUUAUCCCUUUCUCAUAUGUACUUAAUCUUAGCUGCUUCUUUACUCUUUCCUCCUCCAAAACCACAUGGCAGUAACUUUUUUUUAAAGGGAAAAUACUUCCUCAUUCCAAGAUUUUUUUUCUGAGAACAAGAGCUUUUUAAAAUAAACACAAGUAUAAUUUAUUUAUAAAACGUGUUUGUGGAAACAAUACCAUCACUAAUGCUAAAAUACUCUUAAAAUAUACGUCAUUGUAGUUGCUGACCUUGUAGCCCCUGAAUCUGUGCUGCUGGACAGCAGAGUUUCAAAUACCCCAUUGUUUUUAUUUUUUUAAAUAUGCAACUAAAAUUCCACAUUAAAAGAAAAAAAUCCUCUCGAGUGUGUGACACACAUUAGGACACACGGGAUCAGGCAGGAAGGCAGGUGAUGCUGGGCAGUGGCCGAGAAUGAAGAAGUCACCUUGAACACUACGGACAAAUGAAACCCUUCCCGAACAAGGCUGCGUGAGAUCUAGUUUUAUUUCUUUGUUCUCACCGAAUGCUAAGUGAGUUGUGUUUCAGGCAUCAGUGGAGUAAUCAUGCAGUUGUGUCCAUUAAGAAUAUGAGCUUACAUGGUCAGCCUGUUGGUUUAAAGCACUGAGCUAGGAAGGCUGGAGUCAGUUUUGGUUUGUCAAAGGCACAAAUGACGCCAUUCCAGGAACCAGUUCAAGGUCUCAGGCACAAUCUAGACGAGACUAUAUAAGAUGUGUUCAAAAAGGCAGUUUACAAAAUUUCUUUAUGAACUGACUUGAUUACAAGGCGCUUCUUUACCAUGGUAUUGAAACCGAAAUCUAUGCUACUUUCUCCCAAAUUCAGAUGCUAAGAGGCACAUUUCUUUAUGAAAAUGGUGAACACGCCUUCCCUGUCAGUCAAACAUGGUAGGCUGCGGUUGGUAUUUCCUGUUUCCUGCCUUGGGAAACAUCCCCGCUGCUGCCUUUCUCUCCCAGCGCUUGGCACAUCACUCCCAACUGAAAACAAUCUCUAUAUAAACUUCAACAAGUUCGAGAUCUAUUUCUACAGCAGAACUCUUUGGAGUUAAAAAAAAAUCCUGUCACAGCAGGUGAUCACCACAUGUCGGUGAGAGCAGCAAUUUCAUACCAAAUGUCCACCGACUCAUCGUCCCUCUUGGUCCUUUUUCAAGCAUUAUCUAACGUGAAAAUAUAACCUCUGUCGACUUACUUUCUCUGAACAAUCUCGUACACAUGCUCAAGUUUCUCCCAACUUGGAAACGAUGAAAUAGCAGAAUUAGAGGCAUAAUUCUUUUCCUGGGAAGGUGUAAGUACUCCAUGAAAGAGGCUUCCUUCUCCUAAUACAAAUGCAAAGGCCAAGGUGGUGACUCAGACACUAAGGAAAACUUGGGCUCAGACAAGCAAGAUGACUUUAUAAACUUGAUGUCACCAAGUCGAUUUAUUUUGUUAUAUUAAGGGGAAGGCAUCUAGCUUUGUAAUAGUAUGCUACUAGAAAUAUGAUAUUUAGAUGCUAUCAAGGCAUUGUGUAAGUUUCCUUAAUAGGCUGAUUUUAAAUUUACUAUAAAUGAUCCACAUUGGAGUAGAAAUAUGUCUCUCUCCAUCUCCCUACCAGUUAAAAUGGUUAGGGUUAGUGUUCAAUUUCUGUUUUUUGAGGUUUGGAAAGCUUCAACAAGUCAGUCAAGAGAAUGAGGAGAAGCUUGCUGUGGGUGGAGAGGAGCAUUGGCUGUGAGGACCCCUGAUAUGACAAGAAUGAUUAUCCUGAAGUUAGAACGGUAAACAGUUUGCUUAUGUUUUUUAGCUUUAUUGAAUGCACACCUUAAAAGAAAAACUACAAAGGACCAAUGAGAUCAUGCAUGCAGCUGUACUCUUAUGAUAGAAUCUACUGGGAUUACAUUAUGUUUAAAUGAAAAACAGGCACACUUUUAGAGAUAAUUGACCCAGAAAUGUAAAUAUAUUUGAUUAAUAAAACAUUCCUGUGCUGACUC